This is a messenger RNA of Colletotrichum acutatum, 909 nucleotides long. RefSeq lists its product as uncharacterized. NCBI's taxonomy places the organism in Eukaryota, Fungi, Ascomycota, Sordariomycetes, Glomerellales, Glomerellaceae. The record is from RefSeq and is a predicted model, not a curated record. The transcript has a single exon. The coding region runs from base 1 to 909 and encodes 302 amino acids.
AUGUCUUCUUUCUCACCGGCAUCAACGCAACCAGACACUCUGCCAGCACCUCGAAUCCUAAUCACGAACCUCAUCAACUCCCUCACCACAGCCCCUCUCUCACCGCCAGGAGACACCGCCGGCAACAACGCAGGCGACGACGCACCAAACCCCCUCAAAGCCCUCCCGCAAUCCCACCGUCCGCUCCUGGUAACCCUCCACGUCCUCUACCCCUCCCUCGUCCUCCCGGCCCUAGACCUCCUAGACAGGAACCUCGUCACGCGCGUGGUCCCGGAGACGACCCCUCCCUCCGCCGGCCUCGGCCGUGGCCACGGCCACCGGGAAGGGAACAACCCCACCAACCCCGCACCCGCCGCCCGCCAACAUCAACCACCCAGUAUCAAUGCCACCGACAACGCGUCCGAAGCGCUCGUCGCCGAUGGACAGGGGUCACCACCACCCCGCCUCCAACCAGCAAUACACCAAACUCCAGCAGCCGCAUUCCACCUCGUCCGCUCCGUAGCCUCAACAAUGACCCGCAGACACCACGCCGUCCCGACGUCAGCCUCCGCGUCGACGACGUACCUCGUCCACCUCGACGCCUGGAACUGCUCUUGCGCCAACUUUGCGUAUGAAGCGUUUCCGGCGGUCGUCGGUGGUAGCAGCGGCGGCGAGGGACGUAAUGUAGGUUCGGAUCUAGUCAUUAUGGGCGCAGAUGAAGCCGAAGACGAGGGUGACGACGGCGGCGAGACGAGUGACUGGCAGUUUGGAGGCCUGAGUGUGGACGGUAUGGAUGAUGGCGGCGUGCCUUGCUGCAAACACCUGCUCGCCUGUUUGCUCUCCGAGCAAUGGGGGGAUACUUUGGGGAAAUAUGUCACUGAGAGGAGAGUAAGCAGCGAGGAGAUGGCGGGGUUAGUUGCGGAUGUGUAG